UAUACUGAAGCGAUCGCGAGGACGACCAACAGAAUACAGCGGAGCCGCGAAGGAACUUCGCUUUGCAAGACGACAAAUUAUUAUUGUUUUUACUAUUAGAGCAUAUUUUUAUUAUUUUUCUUGGAGGAAUUGAACGUACCUUCGCGAGACUGUAAUUGUUAUUCAUUGGCAAAUCGAGCUCAGAUUUAAGCGAGCACUCAAAGAGGACUUCGGUUGGAUGGUCCCUUGAAGAAUUUUCUCUCUACAAUCAUAUACUGCUUCUAAAUGGCUCUGAACAACUCUGAGGUGGGCUUAGAAGUAAUCCUAGCAAUGGACCAACUGUUGGAACUCCCCCCUUCCCAUAUGACUCCUAAACCACUGGAGGCCACAGUAAUGACACCAUGGGAUGUAGUCCUGUGCAUCUCAGGUGCCCUGAUCUGCUGUGAAAAUGCCAUCGUUGUGGCCACCAUCUUCUCUUCAUCAUCUCUACGUGCUCCAAUGUUCUUGCUAAUUGGCAGCUUGGCCUGGGCGGACUUCCUAGCAGGGGUGGGGCUCCUAUUGCACUUCCUGUCUCGCCGGUGUGUGUACUCAGAAGCGUUGGAGCUGGGCAGCGUGGGUCUGUUGGUGAGUGCGCUCAGCGCGUCUGUGUUCUCUCUGCUGGGCAUUACGUUGGACCGCUUCCUGUCUCUACAUCGAGCUCUGACUUAUGGAUCAAGGCGUGCACACACACAAACACGAUGUGCACUGGCUGUCGGCUGGACUCUUGCUGGUCUUCAGGGUGCGCUACCCGCCCUGGGAUGGAAUUGCUUGAAGGAUGGACAGUCUUGCAGCGUGCUCCGCCCUUUGACCCGGGUGCACCUGGCGACUCUCUGCGGUGGCUUUCUGCUAACCCUGGCUCUGAUGCUGCAGCUGAACACUCGAAUCUGCCGAGUCGUCCUUCGUCAUUCACACCAAAUCGCCCUUCAGAGACACACGCUACCAUCCGCACGCACACAUACGCGUCGUCGGGUGCACACCCUCGCUCUAAUUCUGGCAACAUUUGCCAGCUGCUGGAUGCCCUUUGCUCUUUACGGUCUUCUCGGCGACGGGUCCUCCCCAGUUCUUUACACAUAUGCCACUCUGGUUCCAGUGACAGGGAACUCUAUGCUUAACCCUCUGAUCUAUGCCUACAGAAACAAACACAUACAGAGAGUGCUGCGACAGGCCUGCUGCUGCUGCUGCUGCUGCCUACCCAACACACCUAACAAAAACACACACACACCCAGUGAUGUCUGAGCGAGUCUUCUUUAAGCUCAAUGAAGACCAUAUCAGAACCAUUUGGGAGAUGCCAUGGUGCCAUAUUUGCAUUGUCAUACAUUUUUUAUAUUUGUUGUCUGUCAAACACACAGAUUAAUCACUGUGCCAGUUGCCAUACCUCUUAUCUGACAGGGGUUCUUGAUCUCUUCAUCAUUGUAUUCUUUUAAAAAAACGGGUUUAUUUAAACUGCAAUGCAUUUUUACACUGAGAACAACGGAGACUGCCACUUUCCGGACUCUUUCAUUUUACAGAUCCUUUUAGGUACUUGCCAACUAAAGGGGGAAAGCAGAAUCCCCUCUUUGCUCUAACCGUCUCAAUUUGUGCCUCAUGACUUUAUGUCCUCUGAAAUUCAGAGUUUACUGAUGGAAUUAAAAUCAUUUGCACUUUACAGCAACUGGACUUGAUGAAAUGUUUUCGGUUUUGCUUGUACUUAUUUAAUGAUCAAAUUAUCUUCCAUUUAUUGUUCUGACAAAAUUAUGUUUUUUUAUACGUCAUAGUUGUCUUGUUUGCACAUAUCAUGUAUCAAUGUUGCACAAAAUGUACAAAUGUAUGAGUGGAUGUAUUCAUGUUGAGAUGAGUUUUAUGGAAGAUGUUUAUAAUGAAUAAAAUUGUAACGUUUGUAAA
Messenger RNA from Triplophysa rosa, 1899 nucleotides. RefSeq names its product G protein-coupled receptor 3 (gene gpr3). Bases 265 to 1254 code for a protein of 329 amino acids. NCBI's taxonomy places the organism in Eukaryota, Metazoa, Chordata, Actinopteri, Cypriniformes, Nemacheilidae. Gene Ontology annotation, molecular function: G protein-coupled receptor activity. Gene Ontology annotation, biological process: G protein-coupled receptor signaling pathway. The record is from RefSeq and is a predicted model, not a curated record. The transcript has 2 exons. Gene Ontology annotation, cellular component: membrane.